AUGGUACAGUCCAUCAUUCCACUCGUCUCCGGAACACUGCACCCGCGGGCCGCCGAACCGGUGCGACAGCAGGAACCGCCUGCUCAGGCUCAGGCGCAGCCCCUGGAGCUUCCCACUUUGCCUCAGGUUCCAUCGUCCCCACUCAGGGAUCGAGUGAUGGUGGACCAGAGAGGCCACACCCAACCCGAGGCCUUUCCUUUGGCCUCGAUGGACUCCCUGCGAGCUCAGUUGCUCCUCGUCAGUCAACGGCUUGACGAGGUUCAAAAGGAGGUCCGCAGGUCAAGAGGAGAGCUUGGGGAGGAUGUACAUCAGGGGUCCCCUUUCGUCCCCGAAAUACGGGAUCAAACAGUCCCACAGAACUUUCGUCUCCCCUCUCUGGACACAUACGAUGGCUCCACCGACCCAGCGGAUCAUGUAGCUGCCUUCCGCACCCAAAUGGCACUGUAUGGAACUUCUGACGCUCUGAUGUGCAGGGCGUUCCCCACUACACUAAGAGGACCAGCCCGCACUUGGUACGGAGGCCUGAGGACCGGAACGGUCGCAUCGUUCGACCAACUCGCUAGAGAUUUCGAGCUCAACUUCUUAACCAGCGCACGGCCGAAACCGUCCGCCGCCUUGCUUCUCGGGCUACAUCAGAGGGAGGAUGAGUCCCUCUCCCACUUCGUGAACCGUUUUGCCACGCAGAUCUGGGGAUUAUCCGACACUCACCCCUCUCUGUUGAUGCAGGCGUUCAUGGAGGGACUGCGACCUCCCCGAUUCUUCUGGUCCCUCAUUGAGAGACCCCCCUCCGCGGUACCCGAGAUGCUUCAGCGGGCGAACCAGUUCGUCGCGGCAGAGGCUUGGAUGGCCGGAAAGCAGGAAAAGCACACAAGGGUUAGACCGGAGCCGGCCCGUGGGCAGCAACCUGCCGCGAUAAGGCGCAAGCUGGACCAACCCAACCUGCCCGCUCCGAGGCCUCCUCUGCCCCCUCUAGGCGCGUCCCGAACGGAGAUAUUUCUCCAGAUAAAGGAGAGAGGGUUGCUCAGGGCGCCCGUUCCGAUGAAAAACCCACGAGAGCUCGCCGACCAAUCCAAGCAUUGCCGCUUUCACAGGCAAAAUGGACACGACACCGAAGACUGCCGCGAACUGAAAUGGCAGAUCGAGGAGCUUGCCCGCGGGGGUCACCUCACUCGGUAUGUCCGACGUAACGGGGAGCUCUCGCCGCUCCCGAAGGGCCCCGUGGAGCGCCACAUUGAUGUCAUCACUGGAGGACCGGUGGCUGGGGUAACCAGUAUGUCCGGGAGAAAGGCAUACGCCCGUUCCGCCGGGAUGGACGCUCCCCAACAUGGCCCCGACCCCAAGGUCGCAUUCCCCCCCAAGGACGCCAAGUCACUGGAGCACGACGACACGCUUGUGAUAAUGGCUCGAAUCGCUAACGCCCAGGUGAGGAGAAUUAUGAUCGACACCGGGAGCUCAGCCGACGUGCUCUAUCUGGAUGCCUUCCGAAAGUUGGGGUUAGCCAAAGAAUCCCUAAAACCUAUCUGCUCGGCGCUCACGGGAUUCACAAGCGAUUCAGUCUCACCAUUGGGGACUGUUACCUUGCCCCUCACCCUGGGAGCGCCGCCCAGAACAAAGACGGUGAUGUCCACCUUCUUGGUGGUAGAUCUUCCUGCUGCCUACAAUGCCAUCCUCGGCCACCCCACCCUCAACAAAGUUAGAGCUAUAGUUUCCAUCUAUCACCAAACGGUGAAGUUUCCUACCCUCACCGGGACAGGGGAAGUUUGGGGAAGUACCCGAGAGUCCAGACGAUGCUAUCUGACGGCGGUCUCGCUGCACAAAAGAGCAAGGACCGACCAACCUCCAGAAGACCCGAGAGAAGAGAAGCGGCCGACACCACACCUGGAGUCGAUAGCGCCCACUUGUGACAUGCCUUUGAUAGAGGAUCGCCCGGACCGGACGGUCCAGGUCGGGUUGGAACUCCCUGGGCAAGAACGAGAGUAG
Messenger RNA from Musa acuminata AAA Group (dessert banana), 1980 nucleotides. RefSeq lists its product as uncharacterized. The record is from RefSeq and is a predicted model, not a curated record. Lineage: Eukaryota; Viridiplantae; Streptophyta; Magnoliopsida; Zingiberales; Musaceae. The transcript has a single exon. Bases 1 to 1980 code for a protein of 659 amino acids.